AUGACAACCAAAGGAACAUCUCACUCUGAACCCAACACAGAGUGUUGUAUGUGUGGGGAUCUUGGCUUCUCUGAUCAGCUUUUUCAAUGCAAAGUCUGCCAAUUCAGAUCUCAGCACAGAUACUGCAGCAACCUGUACCCCAAGCCAGAGUCUCUUGGAACCUGCAAUUGGUGUUUGAGUCAGAGAGAGGACACCAAAGAGAAGUCAACCAAUUCUUCGAAUUCUUCCUCGUCAAUUAGGAACAACGAUGAUGAGAGCAGGAUGAAGAGAAUCAGGAAUGGUAGCAACAACAGUGCUCAAAACAUUGGAGUGAAGAAGGGAGUGAAAGGGAGUGGUAUCCUUCAUCUCCAAAUUCAGAAAUCCAUUAAGAAACCAAAGUCACCAGAGUCAUCAAGAUCGCCAUCAGCAUCCACAUCCCCCCCAAAAUCUUCACCGGUUCUGGUUUCUACCCGCAAGAGAAUAGUCACCAACGGUGCCUUGGAAGAGAGACUGAGGAGGACCAGGUCAGAAGACAUCGCAAAUUCGAGUGGUGCCACCAAACAGGUCUUCAAGAAUAAGGUCAGAAGGUACAAGCUUUUGGAAGAAGUUUCUAGUUAA
Sphenostylis stenocarpa is the source of this 597-nucleotide messenger RNA. The record is from the annotation of a GenBank genome assembly. Lineage: Eukaryota; Viridiplantae; Streptophyta; Magnoliopsida; Fabales; Fabaceae.